Molecule: messenger RNA, 601 nt
Organism: Tetrahymena thermophila SB210
Lineage: Eukaryota; Ciliophora; Oligohymenophorea; Hymenostomatida; Tetrahymenidae
Exons: 2
Source: RefSeq, a predicted model, not a curated record
UAUUUUUUAAAGUAAAGAGGAGUAUUAUGGCUCUUUUUUUAAUGAUAAUUUAUAGGAAGAGCAGUAAAAUUAAAUAAAAGAUAAAGUUCAUUUAAAAUAGCUGCUUACAAUUAUGAGCAAAAAAAAGUUAGAAAACAUGUUGCCAAUAAGAAAAGAAAUGGUUUUAUGUGAAAAAAAUUGUUACCAAGCUGUUGAUUUUAAUAAUAUAACUGAGGAUACCGCAGAGGAGUUGAGAGAAUGUAAAGUUAAAUGCAAAGCUCCUCUUGAUGAUGUCAUUAAAUAUUUAGAUAGUAUUAAUUAUCUUUCUGAAAAUAAAAUGAAAAUGUGUACAAAAAGCUGCAAAAAAAAAGUUGAAUAAGAAAAAGGUAGCACUUUAGGAGUUUAUGAUGAGUGUUUAUGGAUUUGCUAUAAUAAAUUAGACAGAAGAUAUAAGGAAUACUGGAGAAAUUUAAAGAAUGACGUAAUAAAAAAGCACUUUUCUAAAACAUUUGAAGAGAUGGAAGUCUAACACUCUACUACUUAAGCUUAGAAAUGAUAUAAAAAUAAUUCUAUUCAAAUCAAAUCAAUAUAUUUUUUCAGAUAAUCAUAAUUGAGCUAUUUA